GUAGGCUGCGACACCAUAGCAACUCCCCUUGACCCCUCCCUCCCUCAGUAUUCGCAGCAUCACCCUUUACACUGCACAUUCAUAUUUGGUCCUCCGGAAAUAUCCUCGGCUCGGGUAAGCCAGUCCCUAUGCAGCGAAUAUAUGGGGGGAGAGUAGUUUAAAAUACUGUUAAAAAUGUAUCGGCAGUAUGACGAGCAACCCCUCACACCUGCUGUUGAAGCAUAGCUUCAAUACAUCACGAUAAAGUUUUUUUGUUAAAGCUUUCGCGUUUCGCUAUUCGUGUUCCGAACCCUCGUCUCUAAAAUGGCUGGCCGUAGGUCCGAGAAUACUACGAUGGACAGAAAGGGAAGUGCUGAAGCGGCGGGCUCCAUUGUGGCUGUAGGUUCUCUACAGCGGAUGACGCGCUCAUGUUAGGCUCGUCCAAGGUUCGACUGGUGUCAACGCACACGCGCGCCGCCCUCCUGCGAUUGACAGCUCGGACCUCGGACCACGGUGCGUAAUGGCGUCCACCCUGCACCCAGUGUCUCUUUUUAUCCUUUGACCAAUAUCAACCGGUUGGAUUUGGAGGAACACAAUUAGUUAUGCCCCACAAUGGAUUCCCAGUUGGCUGCAGCCCCGCCCAGCAGCAGCUCGGAUGACCAACAUGCUCACCCGCCUCUGGAAGAAUCGGGGCCCAGGGUGCUUGUCGGCCCACCAGACGAGACCUCGCCCAGCACUUUAGCCAGUGACCCACACCUCCUCCCCAUCACACCUGUGACACCCAGGCAUGUUUCAUCAGUUAAUGGAGAAACGUCUGCCUCGGAUGGUCCACCCAAACAAGCCCCUCUAAAAACCUGCGAGAGUGAUGGACUCAAGCGGCCAAUUAAAGUCAAGACCGGCAUGCCUGUUUUAAACAACCAACCAAUCAGAAUCAAAAUCAUUGUUCGGGGCAAAAAUCCGAUCAUAAGCACUACCACCAGCCUGACCAAAGAGUUUCGUCCCUCAGAGUUCACAAGAUCUGCGCCGUUCUCUCCUGAGACUGUUUCAACAGUCCUCGCCGACGACCAGAACCCUGAUGAAGCCCCACGCACCCCAUCUCUAUCUGCCAUAAUGAACGAGCCCCGGACCACAGAGGCUAUCCUUCAAAAAGUUGAAACACCCAUAGCAGGCUCGUUUGAUGGAGUGGGGAGCGAGGGUGUGGAGAAGACGACUGAAGAGGACAAAACAAAUCUUCUUAAAGACAGUACGACUACCAAUCACAGCCCUGCCCCAGUUGACCCCCUGGGGCCCGGCAGGGCAGCCCCAGAGGAACCAAGGCCUACGGAGGGAGGGGGGGCGAUCGAAUGUGAAGCCACUGUACCUCUCAAUCUGCAGAGAGUGGAUCUGAAGGUGGUGGAGGCGGAGGUGGAGGCGGAGGGGGAGGUGAUGGAGGAACAGACCGAACCACUGGACCUCAGCCUGCCCAUGAGGAGAAGGGACGCUGGCGGUGGGAGCGGAGUGUGCCCAUGGGAGGACUCCGGCUGUGAGAGCUCACUGAUUAUGGAGGUGGACGAGUUCGAGGGGGAGGCAGACCGAGACGUCGUGGAAGAGGAUGAUGGCGAGGAUGAUGAUGAUGAUGGUGUGGUCCGGAAAGGCGACCAAACGUUUAGCGCCCUCGGCGCAGAUUCUUUUGGAGAUUCGAUCCUGUCUCCUUCGUUCUUCUCUACCUCCGUGUUUGCCUCCCUGUCCUCGAUAGACUCUGACAAUGACAAUUUUCUCUUCAUAGAUGACCAGGGAAUCCCGUAUAAUCUCAGUCCAGAAGGACACAAAGUGCCCCAAAUAGACACCUCCACGCUGGACGGCGGGCCGCUCUCAGGUCGCUCCGUGACUCGGUCCCUGUCCCUUCGCGAAAGAGGACAGAGCCAUCGCAGCCGGUCACUUUAUUAGCCUCUAGCCUCGGCCAAAGUUUAGGGAACCCAUCGCACUCGCUCACCGCUCCUUGUGAUAACCUGCUGUCCUCACCACAGACCUCGGCCCCCCGAGUCCCCACCUCAGAGCGCCGAACCUUUAAAGGGUGCGGAGCUGUCGACGGGGGCACCGGCCACAAAGAACCUCCGACUCCUCCAGGGCAGCCGAGCCCUGCGGGACCUCCGCCGGGGGGACUGGGCCCGCGGCGGCAGCGAACCAAACCGUGCAGAUCCUCACCAACCCAUCGGGGAACGCGCCUAUUCUCUUCCUCUCCCCCCCUUCCACCUCCACCCAGUUCUCCUCGUCUCCAAAGGGACUUUCACUGCCCCUUUCCCUGACACAGAACUCCGCCCCUGCCUCCACCCCCAUGCUCCUCCUCCUGUCCUCCGUCUCCUCCACCUCCGGUCCGUCCCUCGCUCUCCUGGACCCCUCCACCGGUCAGCUCUCCCAGAUCACUGCAGCCAGCUCCGGCCCCCUCUCCUUCCCGGCUCUGUCUGCGGGUCAGCUCAGCAACCCG
Molecule: messenger RNA, 2443 nt
Organism: Gadus macrocephalus (Pacific cod)
Lineage: Eukaryota; Metazoa; Chordata; Actinopteri; Gadiformes; Gadidae
Exons: 2
Coding region: 592-1905 (437 amino acids)
Source: RefSeq, a predicted model, not a curated record